This is a messenger RNA of Volvox carteri f. nagariensis, 576 nucleotides long. It is a transcript of the gene CamB, whose product is annotated as calmodulin-like protein camb. The transcript is spliced from 4 exons. Gene Ontology annotation, molecular function: calcium ion binding. Bases 1 to 576 code for a protein of 191 amino acids. The record is from RefSeq and is a predicted model, not a curated record. NCBI's taxonomy places the organism in Eukaryota, Viridiplantae, Chlorophyta, Chlorophyceae, Chlamydomonadales, Volvocaceae.
AUGGCGGUGGCGCGUUGCAUGGCGGUUACUGGAGCACCUGAGCCAGGGCGUCAGCUAUCUGUGACCGACCUCAUAUCGUUGUUGACGAGAGCAUCCAGGGCAUGGGACAAGUAUGACAAAGACCGUAAUGGCUCACUGUCGCUGAAGGAGUGUGAGGAAAUCUUUAACUCCGCAGAGAUCACCCAGGCGUUCGAGAGCUUGACCAACAUGUCCCAUCGCGCUUACACCAGUCGUGACCUGGAGCCCUACUUCAAGCACGCUGACAAGGACUCGAGCGGCACGCUGUCACGGACCGAGUUUCUGGCCUUGUACCUGGCGAUCAUGGGUGACAGGGUCAAGCGGAAUCCACUGCUCCUGGCGGAGGCGUUACUGGGCUUCAUUGACAAGGACAAGAACGGCGUGCUUGAGGGCAAGGAGCUCAAGGGCUUGCUGCUCAUCCUGGGAUUUGCGCCGGCGCUGCUUCUGCCCAUCCCGGACUUUGUUCGCCUGGAACACAGGCCCAUCCUCAAACGACUCGGCAGGGUGCUGGAGGGCAGCGGCGACCGUGGCAGCGACGGCAAGGCUAAAAAGGGCUAG